AUGGACGAGUAUCCUCCAUGCAGCUUGGACCAUUGCUUGCCCUUGGCUGUCGUCUUGGGCUUGCCCGCCAAAUAUGCCCAAGAAUCCUCUCUUGACUCUCAGUUCAAGGACGGCGCAACACUGAUACGAUCAGAACCACCUCCGGUGGAAGGGGACCAGGUCGGCGCCCUCGUACAACACAUCCGCGACUCGGACGCAUCUGGGCUGCCCUGGAACGGGAGGGACACCAGUAAUGUCAAGUACAAGUUCCGCUUUAGGACCACUGGGAGGACCUACCUGCUCCCGCCAAAGCUCGCCCGUCUGCCCGAUGAUUUCGAGAUACCACCAUCCCAGGCCGUGCUGCACUCGCCCUUCUCGCCCCUCAGUCCCACAGCGAAUCUCUAUCCCGACGGUCUGAUAGAUCAAGCAUGGCUCAAGAAGCAUCAGGAACUCAUCCCGAGCGUUUUGUUAUGCCUGUACAGCCUUACGGCAGAUGCUACCUUGGCAACCCUCCACGACAACAAGAUCAAGACUGAUAUAGGAGUUCUGAGGAACGCCCUAGCCCAGUCUGGCUGUAAAUCAAAAUUGUCUGUAAUAAUACUGGUCGACAACAAUCAUGGAGUACAGGAGAGGCUGGAGAACGUUCGGAGGGGCAGCGGGCUGGAUGCAAAGUCAUUCUUUGCUGUCCCGACCGACGCCUCGCAAGUUGAGCUCGAUCGCAUAAUGGACAAUGCCUUGACGACGCUUUAUGCACAGGCCAUCGAUUACUAUCGCGACCACGGCAGGCGUGUCAAAAAGAAACGAGGUCGUGGUGCUGCCCCCCAGCCCACUGUCCCGCCCACUUCCGGCACUUCACAGACACUGUCCCUUCCGGGAUGGCAUAUUCGGUACGACUUCAAAUCUGCCGUAUUCGCAGAGUACCGUCAGGAGAUGGACGUGGCGUUGCGUUCCUUUGAACAGGCCUACGAAAAUCUGCUGAGUUCCGAGGUCAUGGAGAUUAUACCUAGUUGGAGCCCACGAUGGAACAAGGCCAGGUUGCUAGCCGACAUCAUCGCUGUGCGGUGUUUAAGGUGUCUUCUGUGGAACGAUCAGCACACGGCGGCAGUCAGGCGCUGGCAAAGCCACCGAGAGAGGAUGGCUGAUUUCGUCGAUCGACAGGGGCACGGGACCAAUAACUACGGCUGGGAGGCUUGGGAAGCACGGUGGGCAGUGGUGAUGGCGAACCUCAUCGAGAAAGCCGACAUCCCGGAUUUCGAUCAUUCCGCCAUAAGCAUCUACUUGCCACCAGAGAAGUCUGCACAGGCAGAAAGAUUACAGCCAUGGGAGAUGUUACACCAUCCGGGCUACUGGUACCGUCUGGCAGCUCGACACACCUUUUCGCGGCGCCGGCUUGCUUUCAAAAUGCCCGAAGACGACAGGAGGUCACCGAGCGAGUCUCCAGCCUCCAAACUAGCGUCAAAGGCCUUCAGAUAUGACAGCUACAUGUGUCCUGAACCCUACGACGAGCUCCCUCUGGCUCGUUCAGGCAUCAAUCACUCUCAAAUAAUUCUGGAUUAUCUUCUUUCAGCACAAUCAUAUUUCAUGAAGAAGCAGCAGCAGCGCCUCGCCGCCGAAGUCUCCCUCGAGUGCGCCAAAGAGCUGGCCGCGGUCAAGGACUGGGCGAAUGUGGUGAAGAUUUUGCGUCCCUUCUGGGAGGAAUUGUCAUUCCGACGAGAUGGCUGGCCAGAGAUUACGGAAGACAUGUGUUGGGUGUUGAGAGCUGCAGCAGUGGAUACCGCGCAGGCUGAUCUAGUAGUGUCUAUCGACUGGGAGUUGUUGAACAACAGGUUCAAGAAGCAUCCGAAGUGGCACUACGACUUGAAAAAGUGUCUCGAGGGCGUCAAUGCGCCCAGACCGUCGAUAGAUCUGAAUGAUGAGUUAGGCACAUCGUUCAUCAUGCCUUCCUUCGUCUUCCGGCACGAGGAAGGGAAGGCCGGGCUCACUUGCCAGGCUCAGCUUUCCAUCACAUCAAAUGCGGUCUUGGGGUCCACGCCGAUCACCCUGGAGAGCAUUAUCCUAAGGUUCGACGGCAGUAUCAAACCCAUAUUACUAACUCACGCACAAGAAGGGGACGCCGAUGAGUCAAGCCGAGGGCCUGUCUCUUUGCAUGUCGUCUCGCUGGCCGAGUCCACGACGGAGACCGAGCAGGAAACUCAGGCCUCUGGAGAUCUCAGUGGUCAGUUGCAUCUCAGCGGUGCGAGCGACUUGACUAUGGUCCCUGGGCGUACGUCUGUUUUCGAGAUGAACAUUCCGUUGAGAGAGCCGGGCGAUGCAAGCGCUUCUUCCCUCAAAUUCACGGUCAACUAUGAUGCAUUCGCCUUGACAUAUACUACAAAUGUGCAGAAGGCAGGUACCGGGCAUGCGUGGCACACUGUACGAUCAAGCAGACGGAUCGCGCGCACUCACCCUCAGUCCAUCCGAGUCUUGCCCAGGCCUCCCAAGAUGGAGAUCAAAGAGGUGGAGUUCCUUGAACAAUACUACACGAAUGAGGUCAUCGAGCUUCCCUUUGACAUCGUCAAUGAGGAAGAGGUUGAUGCAACCGUCAAACUGGACGUCACGGUGCUUAGCGAGGAACCGCCGAAUAUCAAGUUGAAGUUUGGCGACGGGGAAGAAAAGAGGGCCUUGGCAGAUGGCGAGGAGUGCACACUUCAGGGGGCCCCUCUAGGGCUGAUCAAGAGCUCAGAGUCAUCGCGGAUCACAUUGGUUCUAACAGGCGCGGAGCGGACGGCGGCUUACACACUGACCUUGAAGGCGUCCUACAGCCUUGUAACCGACGCUGCCACCUCGAUCAUACAAUCUGCAACUUUCCGCAUCAAUGUAGCCAGCCCAUUUGAGGCGAAUUACGAGCUCCUUCCACGCCUCCAUCCGGAACCCUGGCCAAGCUUGUUCGACCACGAGGGAAUCCAGAAUCCACAGGCGGACACAUCUGGAACAAGUAACGGCCUUGCGCAGGCAUGGUGUCUUGUGACUCGAUACGCCUCAUUUGCGUCUGAGGAUUUGACGGUUCUGGACCUCGACAUUGAAGUUCAACCUGCGUACGGCGUGCAGUGCCAGACGUCGAAACGCCAGGCCCUGCCGCCCGACGGUCUACAAGUCAGCCCCAAGACUAUCGAGGAGACGCAGUUUGACGUCGCUGUCAAAAGGGCAAGUCUCGACGAGCGGAACCCGACGGGUCUCGACGUGUCUUUCAUCAUCAAAUGGGUCCGGCCCGGUGCUGCUACUGACGCACCCAAUCGAACCCUCCUCGCGGUCCCUCGCCUGCCCGUCUUCAACACGGAGCCUAGGGUCCUCGCGUCCGUAUCGUACGCCAAGGAUGAUGGGCAGGGGGCGCAGACCGUGCUCCUUGACAUCACCAUUGAGAACGCCUCGAACCACUUCCUCACCUUCGGGCUGACGAUGGACCCCAGCGACGAGUUUGCCUUUUCCGGUGCGAAGCAGACCACACUCAACCUCCUCCCAGUGUCCAGGAGGAUGAUACCAUACCGGCUGGUUCCCUUGGUCGAGGCUGGCAGCUGGAUCAGGCCGACCCUGACGGUGAAGGACAAGUAUUUCCAGAAGGUGUUGAGGAUCAUUCCCACAGACGGCAUGAAGACUGAUAAGGAUGGGGUCUUGCUAUGGGUGCCGCCCGCUGAGGAUAGAGACGAGGAUUAA
Messenger RNA from Diaporthe amygdali, 3669 nucleotides. RefSeq lists its product as uncharacterized. Bases 1 to 3669 code for a protein of 1222 amino acids. The transcript is spliced from 3 exons. Lineage: Eukaryota; Fungi; Ascomycota; Sordariomycetes; Diaporthales; Diaporthaceae. The record is from RefSeq and is a predicted model, not a curated record.